AUGAAGUAUGUUGAAAAGGAUGCAGCAUUUGAAAGGAGGUUUCAACAGGUUUACAUGGCUGAACCUAGUGUGCCCGAUACUGUUAGUAUACUUAGUGGAUUAAAAGAGAGAUAUGAGGGCCAUCAUGGUGUUAGAAUUCAAGACCGUGCUAUUGUUGUUGCAGCUCAGUUGUCUAGUUGGUACAUAACGGUCGGAUGCAACAGACUACAACUGUGUUCUUAUUCACAAUUCCGUUCUUUUAUUGAGCGUCUAUCCACGAAAUAUCAUGGAGAAACUUACCAUCUGAUUGCUAAGAAUUGCAACCAUUUUACGGAUGAAGUUUGCCAAGAGUUAACUGGAAAGCCUAUCCCUGCAUGGGUAAAUCGGUUGGCCCGUGUUGGUUCUUUUUGCAAUUGUCUUCUGCCCGAAAGCCUUCAGGUUGAGGCUGUCAGACAUCAACCUGAUCAUAUUCCACAUUCUGAUGAAGAGGAAACAGAAUCUGAAGACCAUUCUGCGUCCGAUGAUAGUGAAGAGGAAGAUUCGAAUCACCAUUUGCUAGAUCCACAGAAUGGCGUUGUCUCGUUUAUGAAGGAAAAACCAGUUGCUGAAUGAAACCAUUUGCUAGAUCCACAGAAUGGCGUUGUCUCGUUUAUAAAGGAAAAACCAGUUGCUGAAUGAUUUUUUCACAUGUUAACUUAAUUGUGAUUAUUAUUAUUAAUCAAUAAUAAUUUUUAUUCUUUUUUAACUUCCUUCAAUUAUAUCUCUGCGGUAUUAGCUCGCACAGUGUGAUGAAUUUUCUCAACUGGAAUAUAUAUUUGGAGGUCCGAAAACAUGUUUUGAAUUACAAACACAACUGUAGUCUAGAUAAAGAGAAGGACAAAGCUAGCAAAGCCCGUCUUGUAGAUGUAAG
Vicia villosa (hairy vetch) is the source of this 889-nucleotide messenger RNA. RefSeq names its product deSI-like protein At4g17486. The coding region runs from base 1 to 591 and encodes 196 amino acids. The transcript has 4 exons. NCBI's taxonomy places the organism in Eukaryota, Viridiplantae, Streptophyta, Magnoliopsida, Fabales, Fabaceae. Gene Ontology annotation, molecular function: deubiquitinase activity. Gene Ontology annotation, biological process: protein deubiquitination. The record is from RefSeq and is a predicted model, not a curated record.